UCACAAACACGCCUCGCCUGUCUCGGUUAGCUCUCUUGUGUUUCAACUACGCCCUGCCGCAACUGGUCUCUCGCCUUCUAUUUCGGUUUCUCGAUGGCGACUCCGACGACUUGCGAUGUCUUGCCUUCUGCUGCCAUGAUUGCUAGCUCUGCGUCUUUCACGGAGUCCGAGUGUGUCUACCAGCGCGAGGAUAUCCUGCCAGGCAAACUCGUCACGACGCCACUCAGAACCGCUGGACCCUCUCUGGAGCAGAUCGUGGCUAGAGUCACGGCCAAGAAACGACAGACCUUACGAAACGUCGAGAACACGGCGUGUGGCCCGGAUGGUGCUCUGAACUAUACGCCAAAGGACUAUUUGCUGGCAAGCGGUCGCUCAGGGCUUGGUGGUGUGCGUGGUGCGUCGCAAAUCUUCAGUUAAGCAGCAGUCCGGGAAUUUUAAUCGCACAAGCGCCCAGGCCACCGACAGGCUUGCAGCCGGCUACAGAACGCGACCCCCA
Messenger RNA from Phanerochaete carnosa HHB-10118-sp, 496 nucleotides. RefSeq lists its product as uncharacterized. The transcript has a single exon. The record is from RefSeq and is a predicted model, not a curated record. NCBI's taxonomy places the organism in Eukaryota, Fungi, Basidiomycota, Agaricomycetes, Polyporales, Phanerochaetaceae. The coding region runs from base 94 to 417 and encodes 107 amino acids.